Messenger RNA from Lindgomyces ingoldianus, 976 nucleotides. RefSeq lists its product as uncharacterized. Lineage: Eukaryota; Fungi; Ascomycota; Dothideomycetes; Pleosporales; Lindgomycetaceae. The transcript has 2 exons. The record is from RefSeq and is a predicted model, not a curated record. Bases 224 to 802 code for a protein of 192 amino acids.
AAUAGAGGGCCUUGAGAAUGGGGGGGCCAGAUGGCAGCAAGUACUCCAGCUGUGCGGAGCUUGCACCUGGCACGUGUAGACUAGCUUUUUGUAGGCGUCUCGGAGCGCCGGGGUGGAGGAGUGAAGUGUCGGAGGGCUCCUAUUGGCGGGCGGGCCCAGCUCCGGGAGACGAACCAGAGCGGUGGAGCGACCAGGCUUCUAAUAGCUGUCCCCACCAUUUCAAAUGCCCAUCAACUCUAGGAGCAAAUCCACGGCGGGAGCAUCGAGGAAGUGGCAAAGUAUCUUGGAGACGGCUAUUAGUUGCCGCAGCCGAGAUAACGCAGUGCGAUCUAUGGAAAGGAACACACCACCACGAUUGCGAUGCACUCGAUGCACAUCCCCGCCCUUGACCGACUGGCAACUCCUGUGCCUCCUGCGCGUCCUCGAUCUACCUUUUCCACACUCGACCUCACCGAGGGCAAGCUCUCGGAGACAAUCCAGAUACCCCUUACGACGACCCGCUCAUAGAACUCACGAUCCGUCGAGAUGCGUAUCGUGCUGCCGGCAAUUCUGCUGCGUACGGCACAAAGUCGACUCCAUGUCCACAAGAGACGACUUUGGACCAGACGGUCUUGGACGAGAUGACUUUGGACGAGACGACUUUGGACGCGGCGAACUGGUUCCAAACCGGGAUAGUGGUUGUGAUACCCCGGAGACCAAGCAGUUGCCACUCUCCUUCUACGGCCUUCCAACGGCAACCACGUCAACUGGACAGGUGCCCAGAUUGAACACGAUAGAUUCCUACCAUUCGGCCCUCGAAUAACCUCUGUCGAUGGCGCGCCAAAGAGCCACUCGACCCCCUUAUACAGUACAAGUGUCCCUCUCCCUGUCCCCCUGAGUACGCAAACCCUCCUAUUGGGGAGUUCGAGCGGUUUGGGGUUUUAUAUGAGCCGUCCGGAACAGUAGGUACGACGACUUAUAUGGCAGGGUGGCAUUU